AAGAGAAGGUUUAUUCCCUUUCAUCGACCUUACUUUCAAAUUCACCCAAAAUUGAAUUUUUCCGAUCCAACCAGAAUAAAUCCCUAGAGCAAUCACCCAAUCUGCAACAAUCUGCAAUUCACCGAAGCGAAGGGUUCGUUUUGAAAAUCGAAUCAGAAUCAUGGAUAUUCUGAAGCAGGAAUUGAUGAAGAAAAAGCAAAGUCUGGCGCAGGACGUCGGCGGAAAGAAGUUUUUCAAGCGUUCGGAAAUCGAGCAGAAACGCCUCCAGCGCCUGCGGGAGGAGGAGAAGCGCGAAUCCGAGGCUAAAGCCCUCCGCCAGAAGCAGCUGCAGCAAGAUCAUCACAGCAAGGAUCCGAAAUCAUCGUCAAACCCUAAUCCGAACACCGAGAACGCCAAACCUAACACCGAAUCCUCCUCCUCCUCCUCUAAAUCCCUAAUCGAGGAGCAAAACAUCGACAAUCUCAAUCUGCCGAAGCAGGAGGUAAUCCGCCGCCUUCGGUUCCUGAAACAGCCGGUGACGCUCUUCGGCGAAGACGAUGAGGCGAGGCUCGACCGCCUGAAGUACGUGCUAAAGACGGGGCUUUUCGAGGUCGACGACGAUAUCACGGAAGGGCAGACGAAUGACUUCCUGCGGGAUAUUGUGGAGCUGAAGAAGCGGCAGAAAUCGGGGAUUGUGAGUGAUCGGAAGAGGAAGUCGAGGGAGGAUGCUGGCGAUGAUGAGGACGGUGGGGAUGGAGAUAAGGAUCUCAGCGGAGACGGGGCAUCGUCCGGGGCUGAUCACGACAAGGAUGUUAAGAGAAUGAAGGCGAAUUUUGAGGAGUUGUGCGAUGAGGAUAAGAUUCUGGUGUUUUUCAAGAAGUUGUUGAAUGAGUGGAAUCAGGAGCUUCGUGAGAUGACCGAGACGGAGAAGAGGACUGCCAAAGGGAAGUCGAUGGUGGCGACGUUUAAGCAAUGUGCUCGCUAUUUGAGUCCAUUGUUCAAGUUCUGCAGAAAGAAGGUUCUUCCUGAUGAUAUCCGGCAAGCAUUGAUGAUUGUCGUCAAGUGCUGUAUGAAACGUGACUACCUAGCUGCAAUGGAUCACUACAUCAAAAUGGCCAUCGGGAAUGCACCCUGGCCCAUUGGAGUGACUAUGGUUGGUAUCCACGAACGUUCUGCGCGUGAGAAGAUUUACACCAACAGUGUGGCACACGUCAUGAACGAUGAGACUACUCGUAAGUAUUUACAAUCUAUCAAAAGGCUGAUGACAUUUGCCCAACGACGCUAUCCAACAAUGCCUUCCAAAGCUGUGGAGUUCAACAGCCUAGCCAACGGUAGUGAUCUGCAGUCGCUGUUAGCGGAGGAGAUGAUGUCGGAAGGGAAACAAGCUGAGGAGAAGCUUCUAUUGAUGGCUGCUCCCAAGGAUGACUAAGUUUAGCAUGUUUAAAAGAAGUGUAAAGCUGGAUCUUUGUGAUAGAAACUAGAAAGUGGUUCCGGACUACUUUGAUUCAAUAGAAGGGUUUAAACUAAAUAUGUGGAUGCACCCCCAGGUUAAGUCGUUGCUCCAGUGGGGGCUUGGCCAGCACUGAUCAGUACCCUGUAAUGGCCGCUCUCGAGUGUCUGUGAGAUAGAAAUGUUAUGAUGAUGAGACAGGGGAGGAAGUUUCAAGGGAAUAUGCGAAGAACCAAAAAAUUACAAAGGCAAAGUUAGGAGGUAAAAAGGGAGAGGCUACAGAUAAACUACGCUUUCCCUUUUCUCGAGUUCAGCUAGUUCUUUUUUUAUGUUUCCGUCCCAAUUUGAAUGCUCAGUAAUUCAUCUUCUUUUCCCUCUCCUUUCUAUUUAAACUGCUUUUAUUUACCUCCUCGAAUUUUGUUAAACUUUUACUCCAUUAAAUAAGUGUUGAUUUUUCAA
Molecule: messenger RNA, 1887 nt
Organism: Salvia hispanica
Lineage: Eukaryota; Viridiplantae; Streptophyta; Magnoliopsida; Lamiales; Lamiaceae
Biological process (GO): generation of catalytic spliceosome for second transesterification step; RNA splicing
Cellular component (GO): U5 snRNP; U2-type post-spliceosomal complex; U4/U6 x U5 tri-snRNP complex
Source: RefSeq, a predicted model, not a curated record